AUGUUCUCACUCAAGAGGAUUUUCUUCAGAAAAAGCCUGGCCGAAUAUCAGAUGGAGUCAAUGGCAGCCAAGUGUAUACCCGUAAGGUUGCUGGACACGUGCAAUACAUUCCCCCAGUCGAGUUCGAUGCAGGACCAGAGCAGCCACUUCUCUGAUAAUGGGCCGUCGUCGUCAGCCCAGGAACAGCAUCUUUCGCAUUGCGAUCAAUUCUAUAACCUUGUUCGUCAGCUUACUCCAGAGAUGCUGUCGCAACGAGUUGAAGGAAGCGAAAAUGAGCGGCCAAAACAGGGCCCUCAAGGACAGGCCUUAUUGGCUCGAGUACGGAUGUUUUUCGACGAAUUGAAAGCGUUAUUAGGUACCACUUGCAGAGGAACGAUAUUCGAUUCACCUACAGCUCUGACAGCAGCGGCAUGUGGUGUCUCAAAGAGUGCCGUUGUUCGACUUGGAAACAGUUUAGAAGAACUGAGUAAAUUCCCAAUAGAACCUCCGAAAAAGUAUGUACGUAUCCGCAGCCGGAGACAAGAAAGGCUGGCAGCGCUCAAGAAUCACGGCCAUAAAUGGGGAGAUAUAGUCCGUCAGUUGGUACGCAACAAGCUUAAAGAGAAAGCUGACGUCAGAUUGUACACGUUACAUAGGGUACUGAAGACGACCUAUUCCGAUUUCAGCCUUUCUACGAGUACUCUUUAUCGAUUGAUGAGAGCGCUUGGGUUCAUCUAUACCCAGAUGAAAGGCGGAAAGUAUAAGCUCCACGAAGACCCGUCUACACAGCUAUCUGAGGACAUGGAAACCACUUCUCGCAAAAACGACAGUGGAAGUGAAGAAAGUGAAGGAGUGGAAUGCGAUUUUGAUGAGAUGGAAGACGAUGAUGAACCAUGGGUGCUUGAAAGCAUGGAGAAAGAUAAGGACGACGAGACUGAGCCAUUCUAUGUUUUCCGUCCAGCGAAGACGGCUGCAAGUACCGAUGGUGCUGAUGAGGCUUCUGAGGCUUCUGUGGCUACGGGUGAUCAGACGAAUGGCUAA
This is a messenger RNA of Cooperia oncophora, 1020 nucleotides long. The record is from the annotation of a GenBank genome assembly. NCBI's taxonomy places the organism in Eukaryota, Metazoa, Nematoda, Chromadorea, Rhabditida, Trichostrongylidae.